Messenger RNA from Exophiala bonariae, 1266 nucleotides. RefSeq lists its product as uncharacterized. NCBI's taxonomy places the organism in Eukaryota, Fungi, Ascomycota, Eurotiomycetes, Chaetothyriales, Herpotrichiellaceae. The record is from RefSeq and is a predicted model, not a curated record. The transcript has a single exon. Bases 1 to 1266 code for a protein of 421 amino acids.
AUGGCCUCCAAAAAGAAUGCUGUCAAAUCAACACCAGCUCCACAACUUCUGGCAAUACUUGAGAAAUUCCUCGCAGAAAGUGGAAUGGAUUCAACACGAAAGGCCUUCACCAAAGAGUUGAAAAAGUUACAAACUUCUGCUGGCUGGGCCACACCACUUGUGGUGUCGCCGACCGUCAAGUUGGAAGACCUUUUAGAAUCCUGGAAUGACAGUGGAUAUGCUACUGCUGGAAGUCAAGAUGUCCGCAGAAAGACGUCUCUCAAGACUGACACAAUGAAAUCGUCAAAGGAUUCCAGCAGCUCAAGCAGCAGUGACAGCAGUUCGGACGACUCGUCCAGUUCCGAGCGAGCAGCGAAGACGAAGAAACAAAAAUCGAAAGUGGUCAAGAAGCAUGCCAAAACGCGUGCCGCCUCAUCAUCUUCGUCGUCAUCUUCCUCAUCGUCAUCUUCGUCCUCAUCAUCAUCGUCCUCCUCGUCUCCGUCCUCGUCCUCGUCCUCCGAGAGCGAUGCAGACGAUGAGAGUGACAGCAGCUCCAACUCAACAUCUACAACAUCCUCUGAAAAACCGAAAUCCAAGGUUGUCCCCACCAAAAGCUUGAAACGAAAGGCUGAGUCGAGUUCGUCCGAGUCCUCAGAAUCCAGUUCCGGCUCAUCUGAUGAUGAUAGUCGUCCAGUAAAGAGAACUAAAGUUUCCAACAUCUCUAAGAUUGCUGAAUCUUCAUCUCCGUCGAGUUCGGAAGACUCAGAUCUGUCUGAUACUCGAGCCGCAAAACUACUCAAAUCCGAAGAUAGUUCAUCAGCUGGCACCGACGACUCGAGUGAUUCCGAUGGAUCAUCUUCAGAUGAGAAACUCAACCCUGCUUCCAAAGGACUCAAGGACCCUAAGAAAGUACCUGCCGCCAGCGAGGGCUCAAGUGCUUCUUCAGGCACAGUCAUGGGUGACCAAACCGCAUCUGAAAGAUCCUCAGCUAAUGACGACGAGGUUGCAACAACUGCACCGACAUCUUCUUUCCAACAAGGAGGUCUCAAGAGAAAACAUGUUGGCGCAAAGCCAACACCACUAGCAGAGCUAUCUGCCAAAGCCACUGCAGAUAGUCAUAUCAGCAAUGCUUACCGCAGUUAUGACUAUGCAGAGAAGGCAUACCAAGAUCUAUCAGUUACUCGUGGAAAAGGCUUCACCAAAGAGAAGAACAAGAAGAAGCGGGGAAGCUAUCGUGGAGGAGCCAUUGACAUUAGUGGUGGCAAAGGUUUCAAAUUUGAAGACUGA